AUGAGAAAAGGCUCUGACGAAACAGAUUCAAACCCUUGGGCUCUAGGAACUAAAUUUACCAAAUCAACUAAAAAACCACAAAAUCCAAUUGGCAAUAGCCAAAGCUCAAAUCAAGGCUAUCAUAAUAAUCAACAGUAGGAGCAACAAUAGCACAAACAUAUACCUAAAAUGAAAGACAGGAAUCCAUUCUCAGUUUUUAAGAAUCAUAGUGAAAUUCCCACUGAAAAGUUCAAUUCUAAUCUCAAAGCUAUCUUAUCAAAUUUUGAUAUUACUUAGCAUAGCAUUUGUGAGUUUAUGGUUGAGUCUGUCAAAUUAAAUGAUACGAGAGGUUGUUCUAAUUUUGAUAUUAUUGAAUUCUUACUAUCAUAAGUUAAAACUAAGGAAUACUUCAGAGAACUCCCCUAUUAAGAGACUACUAAGCUUAUAAACACUCUAAUAAAUUCUAUGCAAACAAAUACUACAUACUAAAAUAAAGACUCUUGUAUAAAGUUGAUAGGCCACAUUCUAUAUGAAUAGAAUCAAAUUGAAAACCCGACGAUGACAAAAAUUUACAAUGCUAUAUAGAAGUUAUGUUUUGCUCAGUAAACCUUUGAUCAGGAUAAGCAAUUGCAGUAACAACAGCUUUAGAACUCGGGAGGAAGUGGCUCAUCAAAUUCAUAGAGCAAUAAAAACCAGAGGGUUGCAAUUAAUUGCCUAGCAAAUAUGUUGAUUCUUCCAUCAUAGUUCUAUAAGGACAACUAAGAAACUAUAUUCAUGAAGUUAAAAUCCUUAUUCGACCAAUUGAUGAGGAAGAUUAACCAGAAUUUUAAAUCUAAGAGAUUUAUAUCUUUCCUUACCACAGUCUUAAGAGCACUAUAACUGUCUUUAUCAGACAACACAAAGAUGGUUUAAUUAAAUGACACAGAGACUAUCAAGUUGUAUAUUAACUUCUACAAGCUACUAUACUUAGGAACACCUUUUGCAGAGAAAAUGCUAAAUAUUAAGCUUGAAGAGACAAAGUAAAAAGCUAAAAAAAAGGGAGAACAACAAUAGAUCACCUAAUAGGAGUGGGAUGAAGAAGAGCUAAAGGGAGAUAGUGGUAGUUUUAUUAUUGAUACAAGCGAGAUGUCAAGUAGUGAUGGUGGAUUAGGAGAUGGUAUUUCUACUAAAUCUAAGGGAAAGUAGUCUCCGUCUAGCAAUGAUUCAAUUACAUCAUCUGAUCCAUAUUAAAAGAUAAAAAACCAUGCAUCCCUUUCACUUCAGAUACUUUUGAAGUUCAAAAACAAAUAGCUAUUCAACUAUUGGUAUCUCUUAUUCCCAUCUUUCUUUUUGAGAUCUUAAACGGAAUUUUCCCACUCUUUGUUAUCAUUCAAAUCUAACUAAUAGGACUUUAACACAAAAAAAUUCAAUCAUUCAAAAGUGGCAAGACUAGCUAGAAUCAGAAGAUUUAUACAACUAGCAGUUAUCGCAGGUAUCAUUUGUAUCUAUAUCGAACUAUUUAGAGGGGAGAUAUCUGAAAAUUUUCUAAAGGAUAAUAAUCUCUUGAAAUAACUAAUUUAGAUUGAGAAUAAACAAGAUGGGCACUAGCAGUAUUAUGGGCCUAAAGAUCAAAAUGAAAUUUUUUCCUUUAUUACAAAGACAGCAAAGAAUUUUCCAGAUAAAAUAACUAAAGUAUUUUAAAGCAAUCUACUUUAGUUUCUAAAAUUCUAUUUAAAAAGCUAUGAUAGGAAAAAGAUUACAAACAGUAUUAACAUCUUGGAGGAAUGGUUGAAAAAUUUCAAAGAUCAAAACUUGGAAGAUGAUGAUGAGACAGUCAGAAACUAGCCAAUUAACCAAGACUCCCCUUAUUAGAUUUAAAGCUUGAUUAACUUAAUCAGACAAAUCGUAGAUGAAUUUCUUUUUAACAAGUAAAACACUUAUUCAGAUGUGAACAUUUCAAUACUUAGUCUUUUAUGUAACUUUGAUCAAUCAUAGUGGAUGACUGUAUUCGAUGAAAAAUAUACUAAGGAUAUUAUAUACUAUGUUGAACAUACAAAGUAGCCACCUCUCUUAAGAGCAGCAUCUAUCAAAUUAUUAGGAUUCAUGGUAUACUUUGACAAUUUCUUCAAGGAUGAAGAGUUCAAAAACAAAGUAUACUAGUUGAUAUUUGAAAAUUCCAAUGAUACAAAUUAAAAUAUUUAGAUUAGAAAUUCAUGGGCCCUUGCAAAUGUUUGCUGCUUAAAUAAGCAUAUGACUGAUGAAUAUUUGAUAAGAGAAGUGUUGAUUUGCUCAAUAAAUUAUGCUAGCUCCAAUAAAGAAAAAGUAAGUUCUAAUGGAAUUAGAGCACUCGGAUAUUUCUUAAUGAACAUAGAUACUUAAAAACUGGUUAAUGAGGUUUUACCAUCACUAAACAAAUCAUAGAUACUCUUGAAUAGAAUCAGUAAUACUACUAUCAUUAAAAUAAAGAAUCAAAAUCUUGAUCUCGAAAUGAUACUAAGAACAAAGAUUCACGCUGCUUAAACUCUGAUAAAGUUUGUUGAUUUUAGGGCUUUAAGUGAUAAAAUUGUAGCUAUCAAAUUCUGGGAGACUAUGCUUAAUUCACUUGAGCAAAUCAGCACAAUAAUACCAAAUCCUAACGAUUAGAAGUACGUCAAUAAUUUAGAAUAAAACAUCUUAAUUCUAUGGGAAUUGUUAGCAAAUAUUAUACCAUCUUAAUAGAGAAGUGAUGAGAAUUAUCUCAGAAAAGAGCUAAAAAUCCCACAAUAUAGUGGAAUGUACGAUGAAGAAUUAAUUAGAGCUGAGACAGAGUAACUAUUUAAAGAUAACUCAAACCUUGAGAACAAAUUGAUCAAGAUCAGAUCAAUCAUUUCUUGCCUGAGAGAUACUAUCUAGAAUAAUGAAGAAGUUCAUGUUUCUUUUGGAGUAUUUGAUUCACUUAAUAGCUUGGCUGAUUGUCAAAUUAAGAAUUACAGAUUAUUGGAAGCUCUUAAGGGAGUCAAGAGCAGUUUUGAACCUACUUUUGAAGAAUCAAAAAGCGUGGCAUCAGAUUAAACCUUGAGUGAAUGA
Stylonychia lemnae is the source of this 3024-nucleotide messenger RNA. NCBI's taxonomy places the organism in Eukaryota, Ciliophora, Spirotrichea, Sporadotrichida, Oxytrichidae. The record is from the annotation of a GenBank genome assembly.